AUGAAAUUUUUGCCGAUAAUGCCUAAUUCUUCCACUCUGUUACAACGAAUGUAUGCGUUUUGUAAAAUUUCUCAACAAUAUCGACAGUGGAACGCUAAUAUAUUAGGAAAAAUGGCAUCAGAAGUAUGCAAAGCUCAGACGGCUGGUCCUGGUGGCGAUACUAUUUUUGGUAAAAUUGCCCGCAAAGAAAUACCCGCUCAGAUCAUUAUGGAAGAUGAUGAUACAAUGGCUUUUCACGAUGUCAAUCCACAAGCACCGAUACAUUUCUUGGUUAUACCUAAGAAGCCGAUUGCAAUGCUGCAAGAUGCCAAAGAUCAAGAUGAAGCAAUUCUUGGGAAAUUAUUAGUUGCCGCGAGCAAGGCAGCACGUAAGUUAGAUUUAAAAGAUGGCUAUCGAGUCGUUAUCAACAAUGGUAGGCACGGAUGUCAAAGUAUAUACCAUCUUCAUGUUCAUGUGCUUGGUGGAAAGCAGCUUGGUUGGCCACCAACAUAA
Messenger RNA from Thelazia callipaeda (thelaziosis nematode), 492 nucleotides. The record is from the annotation of a GenBank genome assembly. NCBI's taxonomy places the organism in Eukaryota, Metazoa, Nematoda, Chromadorea, Rhabditida, Thelaziidae.